CAUUAUCUGGACCUUGCUUGUGUACUGCCGUGUGAAUAUAAUUGUUUUUCCUGAAAGAGUGUACACUUGUAAGGUUUACUGUAAUAGGCUGAAGCAACAAUAUUUACAUACAUAGCUAGUGGACGGUUCGCACGCCCUAUCCUAUCCGUGGAUUUAGUUAAGAUCGACAGUAGAGGCAGCAUCCAUAGGAAGAUGGUAACCAGUGUACUUGGCGACACAAUCGCCCUGCUAGCGGCUAUCAGUCUGCUUUGCCCAGGAUCCCACGGUGAUUUACUGCCAAACUGCAGACCGACAGAUGGAAUCAUAAAGAACUAUGAAGAUAAGAUCUAUAUCCAGCCCGACAUUGAUCAGACACCAGUUGCGUUGUAUUUGGGUACUGGAAACCUCUACAAGAAAACGUUCACAUUCACAUCACCUUGCAAUCUGUUAUUGAAAGCGGUUUCACUCAUGUACACUGGAUCAUGCUCAGUAACAGUGAGUUAUGGCAGUGAUAACAGACUUCUUGAGACUCUUCACUUUCCAGUUCCGCUGAGCAGCACCUGGCAUACUGGAUUCGAAAACUUAAAUCAAGCUGCUACCCAAACGCUCAACGAGUACAUGACAAGGAAUGAAAUAACGAAGUUGAUGAUAACCAUUUCUGCCAGGGAUUCACGUUGCAACAUCUACAAAGUCCAGAGAACCAGCCGCAUAAUAAGAGGAUUGGCCAUAAUUGCCCAGGAUUUGAACGAAUGUAUCGACGAAACAAAUACUGGUAUCUGCCAUGAAUUGCCAAAUCCAGGGAGCAGGAAAUGUGUCAACACAGUAGGGUCAUAUGACUGUCCUUGUUUGGAUGGAUAUGCAGGUAGUACAUGCAGAGAUAUUGACGAGUGCACAAACGGCACGCACAACUGCAACAACUUGAUCAAUUAUGACAACAGACAAUGUCUGAAUGUGAACGGUUCCUACAUUUGUCCCUGUCUUCGUGGAUAUGAUGGUUCAGAAUGUGAAGACAUUGACGAGUGUACAAGAGGCACACACAAUUGCAACACCAUGACCAAUUAUGAAAACAGACAUUGUCUGAAUCAGGAAGGAUCCUACAUCUGUCCCUGUCUUCCUGGAUAUGCUGGUUCAGCAUGUGAUGAUAUUGACGAGUGCACAAGCGGCACGCACAACUGCAACAACUUGAUCAAUUAUGACAACAGACAAUGUCUGAAUGUGAACGGUUCCUACAUUUGUCCCUGUCUUCCUGGGUAUGGUGGUUCGGAAUGUGAUGACAUUGACGAGUGUACAAUAGGCACACAUAAUUGCAACACCAUGGUUAAUUAUGAAAACAGACAAUGUCUGAACCAGAAAGGAUCCUUCAUCUGUCCCUGUCUUCCUGGAUAUGCUGGUUCAGAAUGUGAUGACAUUGACGAGUGUACAAGAGGCACGCACCGCUGCAACAACAUGAUCAAUUUUGAAAACAGACAAUGUCUGAAUCAGAAAGGAUCCUUCAUCUGUCCCUGUCUUCCUGGAUAUGCUGGUUCAGAAUGUGAUGACAUUGACGAGUGUACAAGAGGCACGCACCGCUGCAACAACAUGAUCAAUUUUGAAAACAGACAAUGUCUGAAUCAGAAAGGAUCCUUCAUCUGUCCCUGUCUUCCUGGAUAUGCUGGUUCAGAAUGUGAUGACAUUGACGAGUGUACAAGAGGCACGCACCGCUGCAACAACAUGAUCAAUUAUAAAAACAGGCGAUGUCUAAAUCUGAACGGAUCCUACAAUUGUUCCUGCCUUUCCGGAUAUGCUGGUUCAGCAUGUGAUGCUACAUACGCGUUAACCAGCAGUGAUUGCGUCUCUAUUGUGACCUUCGCCAUCUCUAUCAGCCUAGUGAUAAUUGUCUUUGUGCUGAUAAUUACAGUCCUGCUGGUUCAAUACAGAAGAGUGAAAUUGCUGUUAGCCCAAAGCACCACUCGAACUCAUGCUUUGCAGAUUAUGAAGGACACAGCCAGGAGUACCAACAAACCACUCACUAUCAAUGACACACCACAGUCUGCAGUUCAACAAGACACAGCAGUGUAUUCCACUGUACAAUAGGACGCACUCCCUGGUGCAAACAUGCAGUUUGAGUUCUUCAGACUUCCCCAGUCCGGCACAGUGACGUAUAGCUAUACGCUCGCCAAAUCCAUUGUCACCUUUUUCUACUUCAUUCGGAGUUUGUCGCGUGCAAUUAUCUUCUUCCUUCUUCCCAGUCUUAUAUUUUAUAAAGUUCGGCACAUUAUUAUCUUUUUUUUUUUCCUUCUGCAUCUUUUGCGUGCGAUUCCAUUCUCCAUUAUUAAAUAUCUGAUAUUACAUCAAUUUGGUCUAUGCCAUUCCAGAAGUUCUCCAUGCACAAAUAUUGGCUAAAUCGGGCUAUACAAUUAUGGAUCAUAUGAAGGCUAGCACACGUCUUAUUGCCAUCACCAUUGCUAUGCCCAAGAAAUGUCGCUACACAUUUGCAGCAGUCUUCAGUUUGGGCAUCCAACCGCUUUUAGUCAUGCAAAAAUUUCAGUUUCAUUUACCAGUUGUAUUCUUUGAUGUGAUUGAUGAAAUUAUUUAAUACGAUGUAUUAAAAAUUACAAAUUUUUUUACAUUCCAUGUCAUUUUUCAUUUGCGAUCUCUUGGAUUUUUCUCUUGUUUCAGCGGUCAUAAUGCUUUCCUUUUCGGUGAGCAGGUUGUCGGUACAUUUUGAUAAUUUUAGCUGCUACGCUUUUCCUGGUGCCUCUUGUUUGCGUGCUUCUUUUCAGAACUGUGUUCGUUUCCGUCCAAUGGGUUUAUCUAUGACCUGUUCGCUUUCUGCGUAGCGCGAAAGGAUUUUUGACACGGUGUUUAAAUCUUUCUACCACACCCACCCUAUCCUUUUAAUUUUGUAUAUUCACCUUUUCUUUUUUUCUAUCAAAAUUUCACUUUAAAAAAAGAACGGUAAUGUAAUUGUGCUCUCGCGCCUAGUGGUCACCAUCACAGCCGCCAAUCAUUGUCAAAGGCUUACUGGUAGCUUUCAAUGACCUUUCUGUCUUGUUCAAUUGUGCUCCGUCCCAUGUGACCUUGGCUUUACAUACACAUACGGUACCAUUGUCAUCACAGAAUUUAUUGUAUAUGUUCAGCGUAUGGCGUUGGAAUUUCUCCUUGAACUUUAGUCGAAGGCUCU
This is a messenger RNA of Sycon ciliatum, 3142 nucleotides long. Its product is annotated as fibrillin-1-like. NCBI's taxonomy places the organism in Eukaryota, Metazoa, Porifera, Calcarea, Leucosolenida, Sycettidae. The record is from RefSeq and is a predicted model, not a curated record. The transcript has 11 exons. Gene Ontology annotation, molecular function: calcium ion binding. Bases 193 to 2052 code for a protein of 619 amino acids.